Molecule: messenger RNA, 1725 nt
Organism: Didymodactylos carnosus
Lineage: Eukaryota; Metazoa; Rotifera; Eurotatoria; Philodinida; Philodinidae
Source: the annotation of a GenBank genome assembly
AUGUUAUAUUUUUUUGGUCCAACAAAAUCUGGAUCUUUCGAACAUUCAAUUAAAGAACGUUGGAAUAUUACACAAGAAUUGUUGAAAGAAUUUCGUGAAUAUGGUCACAAUUAUGGUUUUGAUAACGAAAUAGCUGAAGAUGAUUUUAUUCAUCAACAAUUUAAGGAAUUUAAACGAAGAGCUAUUGAUCAUAAUUAUCAUCCCUACUUUUCUGGUAGUUUUAUUGAAUCAUUUGAUAUUCAAACACCAUUUCGUGAAACAGAAAGCCGAUUUUAUCAAUAUGAUGAAAAUGACAACGAUAACAACCACUGUGAUGACCAGAAACUUGCUAGCAUUGUUGAACAAGGAACGUCAGAAAUGGGUAGAGAACGUAAUACUGGUCACUUACCAUCAGAUUUUGAUUUAUUGAUAUUAGAUAUGAAUAAAUGGAUUGAUACAAGUCCAAAUCAUUCUCGUACCGAAUGUCAAUAUCAAGUCAAUGAACAAAGUGGUUCACAUAUCGGAUAUGUUCAGAUAGUAGAAAAACAAAGUCAACAACCAUUACAACAUUCUCAUGACCACAAAGAAAUUUUAUUAGGUGCUUUGUUAUUUGGUUUAAAUACUUUAGGUGAAGAAUUAGUUUCAGUACCAGAUUUUAAACAUGAUAUGACUCAACAUGGACCAGCCAUAACAAUGACAUGUCAAACUCGAGUUGUUGCUGACAAUGAUCAGACAAUUAUUACUAGAGAAAUUGAUCUUGUAUAUGCAUUACCCUGUUCAGAUUGGCCAUGUCAAGCUAAAAAUUUUAAAUGUCGACAAAGGAUAAAUCCAUCAUGGCCAAAUCGAAAGAAAGUGUUUCGCCGUAAAGAUGAACGACGUCAACUAUAUUGUUGCCUAGUACCCGUUGCACAUCGAUUUUCAUUGCUACCAGUCUUCGAAUGGCGUUAUUCAUUUUCUAUCUUAGAAGCAUUAUUAAGUGAACAAUUACAAAAACGAAAUGAGUUUAUAUUAAUAACCUACCGAAUAUUGAAAUACUUAAAUAAAUAUGGACAAACAAGAAAUCAACAGACUGCAACUAAUGUUACUGAUAAUCGUCUAAAUUCAUAUUGUUUAAAAACUUUAUUAUUUUGGACAUGUGAACAAUCCGUUCAAAAUGGUAGAUAUUUUCCCGAAUGGUCUAUAACAACAAUUUGGAUAAAUUUAAAAUGUUUAUUUCAAAAACUAAAAGAAUCAUUGGAAAAUAAACAGUUAUGGAACUUUUUUAUUGAUAAGAAUAAUAUGAUUGACCAUCUUAGUGAUGAAGAAAUUGAAUCUACUCUAAAUUUUAUUAAUCAAAUUCUAAUUGAUCCUGUACAAUGUCUGUUCCAAACAUUUCCUGCUCAGUUGAAUAAUAAGACCGCAACAACAUUAAUAUUAGAUCGAUCAAGAGCAAUAAUAUCACUCCGUACAUGGUCGCAUUUAUUAGCUGUUAAAAUGCAUCCAGUAAUUAAAAUUAAAAAUGUACUCUAUCGGCGCCCAGUUGACCUUAAUACAAGUUUAAAUUAUUGUGAAAAAGCAAAAACAAAACGACGUGAAAAGCAUUUAAGAAAAUAUUUUCAUGAUACAACAACGAUUCAGUUACAACCCCACCAACAAAAUGAAAAAGAAUUUUUGCAAUUAAUUUGCAAAUUCAUUUCACAUCAGUUAUCAUCAGAUAGUGUAGCAGUAGGAUUGUUAUGUCCAGGUUAUUCUACAACCUUGACAUAA